UCAGAGGGUGGUAGGAGUGGUUUACAGUGCUCCACCUGGUAACAGUGCGAAGCCGCCCCGCCCUCAGUGUAAGAUAGACACAAUCAACAUUAACGGUAGUGGAGAUACACCGGGAGAAAACAUGCAGACCGAAGACGCCCGGUACCUGAAGAGGAAGGUGAAAGGAGGGAACAUUGAUGUCCACCCAAGUGAGAAAGCCCUUGUCGUACAUUAUGAAGUGGAAGCUACGAUCCUUGGAGAGAUGGGCGACCCUAUGCUUGGGGAGCGCAAGGAAUGCCAAAAAAUUAUUCGUCUGAAAAGCCUCAAUGCAAAUACAGAUAUAUCCUCCCUUGCAAAAAAAGUUGUUGAAGAAUGUAAGCUUAUUCACUCAUCUAAAUUGCCAGAGAUAGAACAGCUACUUUAUUAUUUGCAGAACCGCAGAGAUGGAUUAAUAAGUAAAGAAAAGAAAGAGAAGAGGUCCAACAAACCAAAGGAUCCUCCUCCAUUUGAAGGAAUGGAGAUUGACGAAGUAGCUAAUAUCAACGACAUGGAUGAGUACAUAGAAUUACUAUAUGAGGAUAUUCCUGAUAAAGUUCGAGGAUCUGCGUUAAUCCUCCAGUUGGCACGCAAUCCUGAUAACUUGGAAGAAUUAUUGCUUAAUGAAACUGCAGUGGGGGCUUUAGCCAGAGUUCUACGUGAGGACUGGAAACACAGUGUGGAACUUGCUACUAACAUCAUUUACAUAUUUUUCUGUUUUUCUAGCUUUACUCAGUUCCAUGGUCUAAUCACCCACUACAAGAUUGGAGCCCUCUGCAUGAAUAUAAUUGAUCAUGAGUUGAAACGUCAUGAACUGUGGCAAGAGGAACUAUCAAAAAAGAAGAGAGCAGUUGAUGAAGAUCCAGAGAAUCAGAUGUAAAAGGAAUAUGAGAAAACCUAUAAAAAAUACCAGGGUCUGCUUGUUAAGCAAGAACAACUUUUACGUGUCGCCCUCUAUCUACUGCUGAAUCUCGCUGAGGACACGCGGACCGAACUGAAGAUGAGAAACAAGAACAUUGUUCAUAUGUUGGUGAAAGCGCUAGAUCGAGACAACUUUGAACUUUUGAUUCUUGUGGUUUCUUUCUUGAAGAAGCUCAGUAUCUUCAUGGAAAACAAGAACGAUAUGGCUGAAAUGGAUAUCAUUGAAAAAUUGGCUAAAAUGGUUCCAUGUGAGCAUGAAGAUUUGCUGAACAUAACUUUACGGCUUCUCCUGAACCUGUCCUUUGACACUGGACUGAGGAACAAGAUGGUACAAGUAGGACUUCUGCCCAAGCUCACUGCUCUUUUAGAUAAUGAAAACUACAAACAAAUAGUGAUGUGUAUUCUUUACCAUAUCAGUAUGGAUGACCGUUUUAAAUCAAUGUUUGCCUAUACAGACACCAUACCCCAGUUAAUGAAGAUGUUGUUUGAAUCUUCUGAUGAGCGGAUUGAUCUAGAACUCAUCUCAUUCUGCAUCAAUCUUUCUGCCAAUAAGAGGAAUUCUCAGAUCAUUUGUGACGGUAAUGGGCUGAAGAUGCUAAUGAAAAAAGCUCUGAAAUUUAAGGACCCAUUGCUAAUGAAGAUGAUUCGAAACAUAUCUCAGCAUGAUGGACAAACCAAAAAUCUAUUUAUAGACUAUGUCGGGGAUUUAGCUGCUCAGAUUUCAAAUGAUGAAGAAGAGGAAUUUGUAAUUGAAUGUCUUGGGACAUUGGCCAACCUCACCAUUAGUGAUCUGGACUGGGAGCUUGUUCUUAAAGAAUAUAACCUUGUCCCAUACCUCAAGGACAAGCUGAAACCAGGGUCGGCAGAAGAUGACUUGGUGCUGGAAGUGGUUAUAAUGAUUGGGACAGUGUCAAUGGACGACUCAUGUGCUGCCUUAUUGGCAAAAUCUGGGAUCAUUCCUGCUCUUAUUGAACUGCUGAAUGCACAACAAGAAGAUGAUGAGUUUGUGUGCCAGAUCGUCUAUGUCUUCUACCAGAUGGUUUUUCACCAGGCGACCAGGGAUGUCAUCAUUAAAGAUACCCAGGCUCCUGCUUACCUGAUAGACCUGAUGCACGAUAAGAACGCAGAGAUACGAAAAGUGUGCGAUAACACACUGGACAUUAUAGCGGAGUAUGACGAGGAAUGUGCAAAAAAGAUACAAAGUGAGAAAUUCCGCUGGCACAAUUCCCAGUGGCUGGAGAUGGUCGAAAAUCGCCAGGUGGAUGAAAAUGAACAAUACAUUUACGGCGAUGAGCCCAUUGAGUCGUUCAUUCAUGAAGGAGAUAUAUUAGAAAGAAAUGAUCUGUACUACAGCGCAGAUGGACUGAUCCCAUCAGAUGCAGCAGUGAGCCCUGAUUUCUUUAACGAUUACCAUCUUCAGAAUGGAGACUUUAUUGGGCAGCACGGCUUUGGCAGCGGAACUGGGAUUGAUGGUUUUGGACAACCUACAGGUAUACCAGGACGACCUACAACAGCUUAUGGCUACCGCCCUGAUGAACCAUAUUACUACGGCUUUGGCGCACGAUAAACCUGAUCUGGAGGCAAAUCCACAUUGAAACUAUAAGAUACUAUUUGCUUGAUACCACGUGGACAGAAGGAUAUUGAUGGACACCUGUCUUUUAGCAUGGCAAUGUUUGAAAAUAUAUAUCCAAGGGGUGCAGUCCCACUAAUUUCUACCUAUAGUGGUAUACGGGCACAUUAACUAAUUUAAUAUGUUCUCUGAUAUGUGUAGAAUACAUUUAAUUGGAUGAACAAGCUUUUAGUGAUCAAAACAUGAUGUGCACUAGAAAACAUUACCUAUUUUCCAACUGCAUGCUAUUAAAUUACAUUUAUUUUCGGGGUUUUUUUAUCAUGUUGCCCUAAAAAUUCUGUUUUAGCGGUACCCAAGCUCAAUGUUUGGGCAAAAGGAUUAGAAACUGGUUUACUGAUCAAUGAAGAACAGAAAAGUUACUGCAAACCACUUUGGUGUAACCACUAUGAAUUUUAUUAUUAUUUAUUUCCCGUAUUACCUAUUUAGUGUAGUUAACCAUCUGAAGUAUGAUAAAAUGUUUAUUAACCUUGAAUAUUUAUUAUAUAUAACAAACUGGGUUUGUUUAUUGUUUGUGCUGAAUAAACACAAAUUAACUGUUUAUUAAAA
Bombina bombina (fire-bellied toad) is the source of this 3112-nucleotide messenger RNA. It is a transcript of the gene KIFAP3, whose product is annotated as kinesin associated protein 3. Gene Ontology annotation, cellular component: axoneme; kinesin II complex; ciliary transition zone. Lineage: Eukaryota; Metazoa; Chordata; Amphibia; Anura; Bombinatoridae. Gene Ontology annotation, biological process: cilium organization; microtubule-based movement. Gene Ontology annotation, molecular function: kinesin binding. The record is from RefSeq and is a predicted model, not a curated record.